CGUAGUCGUGAACAAGUAGCGUGUGAUUUAAUCGUUAUACUGGGUAGAGGCUUCCGCUGAGCUUAUUGUUAUACCGGGCAGUACAUCGAAGGCCGCAUGUCUUUCGAAAUGCUUGUUGGCAUUGCCAAAGAAAAUAUUUGAAAUAGGAUAUAAAUGAAAAGUGUAGCUUGUUUGUGUACUGUAAACCAAGUGGUCUCUAAGGAUGUUUAAGUGAAAAAAUCACCACACAUGACAUAUUAAGAGUUAUGAAGCUGUGAUUGGUUCAUAAUAAAUAUUUGAAAUUAGGUAAAUUCUCUCGCACCUAAGUGAGUGUUUAGGCCCCAUUGCUGGCUAUUAGAUCAAUGUUUUCAAUAGUCCUACAGGAAUUCCCGCGUUGUUACAACAGGUGAUAUUGUGUGAGCGAGGCAUGGAGUGAUUGGAGGUGUCGGACAAAAUUUCGGAGAAAACCGUUCGUGUGUGACGUUACAAAGACAGAGCGAAACAACACGUCAAAGUUUCACGGACAGCGGACAAGUCAAUUUAAACUCCGGUGACGUCGCAAAAGCGUACAAGUCAUGAAUGGUGGACAUAUCCAUGAUCAGCAGCGCCCCCUGGGGAGUUUGACUGACAAGGAACCUUAAUUAUCCUAAACAAAGUGCCGUAGUCCUUUAAUACAGAGGAGGAACUCGUCACCUGAUCCAUACUGACCUUCAUAAAGGUGUUCAGUUCCAGUUGUCAGGAUGAUGGAGUACGAACGUUACAUCACCAUUGUCUUCCUAUCCGCCUUCGCCUUGGUGGGAACUGUGGGUAACAUUCUAGUACUGUACGGCUUUACUAGGUGUCGCCAGAAGUUCACGUCUUCCCUUUUCAUCCUCACCCUAGCUGGCAUUGAUCUAAUCACGUGUGUCAUUACCAUACCGUCAAACAUUGCGAUGGAAGUUCUAAACUUCAAUGUUCCAUACGACAUUAUAUGUAAGCUCUAUCACUUCCUCGUGUCUACGACAAUUCCGUUCUCGGCGUUCAUCAUGGUGGCCAUUGCGGUCGACAGGUAUUUCUGCAUCUGCAAGCCUUUCGCUAAGGUGAUGACUCACUACCGUGUCGGGAUUAUCGUGGCCAGCCUGUGUAUAACGUCCAUCUGUCUAGGAAUGUUAUCCUGUCUUAACUAUGGUAUCUACAAGAACCCCGAUAAUCUGUACGAAAACUUGAUAGACCGGAACAUGUCCAACAUCGGUCUGAACCAGGCAAUGGAAGCUCAACUGAUGGAGCUUCUCAAGGAGCUCAGUACGCAUGACAAAAACGACCUGCUCACGGAACCAAUCAACACGUUCAAGUGUCAGGAGUCCGCCAUGUUGCUAGGAGAUGAAUUCUUUUCGAUUUUCCAAAAGAUAUAUUCGUCGUUUUACGGUUUAUCGUGUGUAUUUGUAAUUGUAAUUUACUCCGUUAUCUACAGGUUCAUCCUGAAGCGAAGACAACGGCGCCUGCGCAUGGAGUCGUUUCCGUGUUGCACCUUCCGGGUGCCACAUAAUGGCGACAGUGAGAAUACAGAGGUGAUGUACCUCAGCCAGGACGCCUCGGUCGUCGUGGAGGAACGCGACAAAAACCACAACGCUGAAUCUCAACGACAGCUGGUCCGCAGUGAAAGUAGCGAAAGAAAAAAGGACAAGUUUAGUCUGGGUCACGAAAAACAGGAACGAAUCCGGAGGAACAAUAUCAAGACGGCCAUUAUGCUGUCUCUGGUGGCUUUUGUGUUUAUUGUGGCCUUCCUGCCGGCCUGGCUGAUGAAGCUGAGACUUGUGGGUAUGAACGUAGUGGUAUUCAACAUGUAUUUCAUCUACAAUGUCAUUAACCCGUUCAUCUACGCUUUCAUGAAUCCAGACUUUCAGAACCAAUUAAAAGAGGUAUUCCUCAAUCUCUGUCGGUAAAACAGGCUUAGUCGUGCUUUAUAGUUUCAUAUUUUUGUCAGAACGAGAAAAAUCUUACAAAUGUGCUGAUUUCAUCGCCGCUGUGUUAAAAUGAACUCUUGCACAUACUGUUGAUUAUCUGCUACACAAUUCUGUACUCGUCUCGGUUGUUAGUUUUGUUUAUGGACGUGCUUUACCAUUAACAAACACUUGUAAAGGAUGCGACAGAGUGUGAACAUGUACACUAGAUCUUUUGUAAAUUCAUGUAAGACAAUUGUGAUCAUAAAUCGUGUUAAUAGGAUUGAAUUGUAUAAACAUAUUUAUAUUAUAGCGUGGUUACGCAACGAAAAUUUAACAUAACGUAAUAUUUAUCAAUGUUUAGUAUAAAUAUACACAUGUAUAGUUAAUUUGUAAAAGAACAACUUAAAUGUUUGAUUGGCGUCUCGAUAUUAGCUAAGCUUUGCGUAACAAUGUACCCUGACCCCUUUAUAUAAACGCACUAUACACAGAAAUCGAUCCUCGAGAACAACUCACAUCCCCAUCCAUUGUCUGCAAACUGGUCAAAUGGUUAAAUGGCAAUGUCGACAGAUGAAAUAAUACCUGGCCAGAACACAAGAGUCGCUACUUCAUCCCCGAAUGAUAAUGUCAAAAUUAUUAAUGUCAAAGGUUACACCAACCUUGUUGGUAUCAAUACUGAUAGCAAAUUCAUUGUGAACUCAAUAAGUAUAUACUGUCAAAUACAAUAAUAAGCGUAUUAACCCCUAUGGCUAGCUGUGUAUAUCUAUAUUAUAACCUCUAUAGUAAGCUGUGUAUAUCUAUAGUAUAACCCCUAUAGUAAGCUGUGUAUAUCUAUAUCAUAACCCCUAUA
Molecule: messenger RNA, 2748 nt
Organism: Mizuhopecten yessoensis (Yesso scallop)
Lineage: Eukaryota; Metazoa; Mollusca; Bivalvia; Pectinida; Pectinidae
Product: orexin receptor type 2-like
Exons: 5
Coding region: 720-1901 (393 amino acids)
Biological process (GO): neuropeptide signaling pathway
Cellular component (GO): membrane
Molecular function (GO): G protein-coupled peptide receptor activity
Source: RefSeq, a predicted model, not a curated record